GUCAGGCUGUGACGGAAGAGCGGAACGCGGAACGGAGGUGAGGUAGCCGGGGAAGGGAGAAGCAGGUUGCCUUCCGGCGGCCGUGCUGACAGGGCAGGGACCGCGCGGUCCCGGGCUGGGCCUGCUGGGAGGUCCAGGGGGCUGAAGGUGAUCCGGAACUGGCUGAGAAACGCCGCAAAGGUUCGUAACGCGGCGAACAAGGCGGUGUCACUUUGCGGAGAGCUACCGAGGAUCGGCCCUUGGCGGUACUCGUCUGAGCUCGGCUUGAGGACUCGUCACGGGCGGCGUGAAAACACUGCGCCCUUCGCGCUGCCCCGGUCAGCAAAGCGCGCCGGCACCAUCCGACAUGAGGGAGCGGAGGUACUUUGCCCUUAAAUCCUUCGUUCUUCAAGACUAGAAAAGCUAUUUGCACUUUGCACACCAGUAAUCGAUGCUCUGGAGCUUACCUGAGAGGAGCAGCUUUAGAGACGGGAGCCAGAAUGUUGAAAAUUAUGGGGAGAUUUUCAGCGAGUGCAUUGAAGCCAUCAAGUUUGUGCAAUAAGUUCAUGCAUUUCAGAAAUAUGAAAAUGAGAAUCAUGAGUGUGACACAGCUAAACUGCAGUCUGAGAAACUACAGUUCUCCACCAGGAGAUGUUAAGUCUCUGCAUUCUGUCAUUAAUCCUCAUAUAUCCAGAAUCCGAAACAUUGGCAUUAUGGCCCACAUUGAUGCAGGCAAAACUACGACAACAGAGAGAAUGCUAUAUUAUUCUGGAUAUAUAAGAACACUUGGAGAUGUUGAUGAUGGAGACACGGUGACAGAUUUUAUGGCACAAGAGCGAGAACGUGGUAUUACCAUUCAGUCUGCUGCUGUUACAUUUGACUGGAAGGACUACAGAAUCAAUCUGAUUGACACCCCAGGCCAUGUGGACUUUACUGUGGAAGUUGAGCGUUGUUUGAGAGUACUGGAUGGAGCAGUAGCAGUGUUUGAUGCUUCAGCUGGUGUUGAGGCACAAACUCUGACAGUGUGGAGGCAAGCGGACAAAUACCAGAUACCACGGAUUUGCUUUUUAAACAAGAUGGACAAAAACAGGGCAAGUUUUACAUAUGCUGUUGAGAGCAUAAAACAAAAGUUGAAGACAAAGCCUUUACUAUUACAGUUGCCCAUUGGGGAAGCCAAGACCUUCAGAGGACUGGUUGAUGUUGUGACUAAGGAGCAAAUAACGUGGAAACCUACUUCUGAUUUGGAUGAUGGAAAAAAUUUUGAGCGAAAGCUGCUGCUGGAGACUGACGAUCCAAACCUGUUUCAAGAAGUCCAGGAUGCAAGAAAUACCUUAAUAGAACAAUUGCAGUCUGCUAUCCGCAGAAUCACGCUAGCUCAGAAGGCUGUCCCUGUCCUCUGUGGCAGUGCACUGAAGAACAAAGGGGUGCAGCCAUUACUGGAUGCUAUUACCCUGUACUUGCCUGCACCUAAUGAGCGUUCACAUGAGUUCCUACAGUGGUACAAGGAUGACCUGUGUGCCCUGGCAUUCAAAGUUCUUCAUGAUAAAUGUCGUGGACCACUAGUUUUUGUUCGUGUUUACUCAGGCUCAUUGAAACCUCAGUCAGCUGUAUAUAAUAUUAACAAAAGUUGCACAGAGAGAAUGAGCCGGCUGCUCCUGCCUUUUGCUGAUCAGCAAAUUGAAAUACCGUCACUAAUGCCUGGCAACAUUGCCUUGACUGUUGGGUUAAAACAGAGUGCCACUGGAGAUACCAUAGUGUCAUCAAAGGCUUCGGCUGUCGCUGCAGCACGCCGAGCUGGAAGGGAUGCUGGGGAAAAGAAGAGGUCUGUGAGUGGUGUAGACAGUCUUCUGCUGGCAGGUGUUGAGAUCCCUGAGCCUGUCUUCUUCUGUACCAUUGAACCUCCUUCAAUGGCCAGACAGCAAGACUUGGAUAAUGCAUUGAGUUGCCUUCAGCGUGAAGAUCCAAGUUUAAAAGUGAAGCCAGAUCCUGACACAGGACAAACUAUCCUCUGUGGCAUGGGAGAACUACACAUAGAAAUCAUUCAUGACCGAAUCAAACGUGAAUAUGGAAUUGAGACUUAUUUGGGACCUCUUCAAAUAGCAUACCGAGAAACCAUCUUAAAUGCAGCCCAAGCUAUAGAUAUAUUGGACAAAACAGUAGGUGAUAAACGACACUGUGUAACUGCAGAGGUAGAGGUGAGGCCCAGGUCAGGAGAAGGAGCAACAACAAAACCCAUCAUCAGCUAUGCUGAGAAUGUCAGUGAAGUACUGCCGAAAGAACUCCAAGGAGCUGUAGAAAAUGGAAUCACAAAUUCAUGCAUUCAAGGACCUCUGUUGGGAUUCCCAGUUCAAGAUAUAGAUGUGACUGUGCAAUCAUUGACAGUGCACCCGGACACCUCGCACACAAUGGUAUCAGCCUGUGUCUCCCGUUGCAUGCAAAAGGCUUUGAAAAAAGCUGGUAUACAAAUACUGGAGCCCCUGAUGAACCUAGAAAUCACAGUAAGUGAAGAUCAUCUCAGUGCAGCACUUGCUGAUCUUGCACAGAGGAGAGGUAAUAUUCAGGAAAUCCAGUCCCGUCAAGAUAACAGAGUUGUGGUCGCUGCUGUUCCACUAGCAGAAAUGAUGGGCUACUCAACAGUUUUGCGUUCUCUAACAUCAGGCUCAGCAACCUUCACAUUGGAGCUUGCCAGUUAUAAAGCUCUAAGCAGUCAAGAGCAAAGUGCACUUCUUCAGAGGAGGAUGGGAACUCUCUAGGGACAAUGUUUUCUAUCCUCCUGUUAAAUAUUUUCGUAUGUACGCCAGUGUGUUCAUCUGGCACCAACUGGUGAUGGCAAAUAAUGAGUUAGCAGCUGUACGAACAGACUGCUUUUAACUGUCCAGGGAAGAAGCUUCAAGAGACUCAGCUCUGCUGGCAUAACCUUGUGAUUGCAAAGCAGGGAUGCAACCACAAGUUGUCGCGUUGCAAAUUCUUAUCUUGCGGGCAUCUGAAAUGAGAAGUGAUGCAAAUCGUUUUCAUAGAAAUGAGCAUUAAGUCCAUCUUAAUGUGUCACUGGGACUGUUCUCCUAAUCUAGUAAAUAAAAUUUGUGAAAUUUCUAUCUAUCACUGAAAUAA
Molecule: messenger RNA, 3090 nt
Organism: Cyanistes caeruleus (blue tit)
Lineage: Eukaryota; Metazoa; Chordata; Aves; Passeriformes; Paridae
Source: RefSeq, a predicted model, not a curated record